Messenger RNA from Lytechinus pictus (painted urchin), 4282 nucleotides. Its product is annotated as conserved oligomeric Golgi complex subunit 6-like. NCBI's taxonomy places the organism in Eukaryota, Metazoa, Echinodermata, Echinoidea, Temnopleuroida, Toxopneustidae. Gene Ontology annotation, cellular component: COG complex. The transcript is spliced from 19 exons. The record is from RefSeq and is a predicted model, not a curated record. Bases 99 to 2039 code for a protein of 646 amino acids. Gene Ontology annotation, biological process: intra-Golgi vesicle-mediated transport.
AUACACGCCACGUACCAGAAAGAACCAAAGAAAUCGCCAGAGUAGUACUAGAAAAGUUGGUAGAAAAGGCGUUUCUCCGACUUUAGUUUAGUACAAAUAUGUCUGGAAAAUCGACAACAGCUGUCACAGAAGGAGGUGGUGUGGAUACUUCACAAGGAACCAGUAACCCACUAUCCCGAAAACUCAACAAAAUCCUUGAAACAAGGCUUGAAAAUGACAAGGAUGCACUCGAGGCUCUGAAGGCCCUUUCAGCUUUCUUCACAGACAACAACCUUCGCAGUCGUAGGAAUUUAAGAGGAGACAUAGAACGAAGGAGCUUGGCCAUCAGUGAGCAGUUUGCUGAUGCCUUCAGUGUGGUUACUGAUCAACUGGAUAGCAUUAAUCAAGAUGUAGAAGCUAUGAACAACAGCUGUCAAGAUAUGACAAAGAGACUGCAGCUUGCCAGAGACCAAACAUCUGAUCUGAUAAACAAAACUACAGAACUUCAGAAGGAAGGGCAGAGGUUGGAUAUGAGAGCCCGCGUGGCUGAUGCCUUCUUAGCUAAAUACCAACUGAAACCAGAAGAAGCAAGAGUGUUACGGGGAACGAGAGAUGGACAAUUACAAGAGGAUUUCUUCAAUUCUCUGACGAGAAUCAAACAAAUUCACAAUGAUUGUAAGGUAUUACUGAGAACCAAUCAGCAGACAGCAGGCUUGGAGAUCAUGGAAUCAAUGGCUUUGCACCAAGAGACUGCAUAUGAGAGACUCUACAGAUGGACACAAGGUGAAUGUCGGAGCAUGACGGGUGAUUCCUUUGAGGUGACUUUACUCCAUUGUAAGGCGAUGGAGGCUCUUCAAGACAGACCUGUCCUCUUCAGGUAUGCUUUAGAUGAGUUUGGUACAGCGAGAAGAACUGCUAUGGUGAGAGGAUUUAUUGAUGCUUUGACUAGAGGAGGCCCAGGGGGUACCCCUCGACCAAUAGAGCUUCAUUCCCAUGAUCCAAUGCGUUACGUUGGCGAUAUGUUGGCAUGGCUACACCAAGCAUCGGCAUCAGAGAAAGAACAUCUUGAAGCUUUGUUGAGGCUCGCAUCAGCACAAUCACGAGAAGAAGAAAUUCAAGAGAUUCUGAGCCACAUUACAGAGGGUAUCUGCAGACCAUUCAAGGUUCGUGUUGAACAGGUGAUCGUAGCUGAGCCCGGACCAGUGCUGCUUUAUAAACUCACUAAUCUACAUAAAUUCUACAGAUACACGAUUGGUCAGCUGCUGAGCAAGGAAGCUUCCCUGUUGGCCACCCUGGAAGAAAUGGAGGAGUUUGCGCAGAAAGUAUUCUUCAAUGCCUUGAAUGUCAUGUCAUCAAAACUGGUUGAUAAGGUGGAACUACCACCAGCUGAUCUUGGUCCCACAGGGUCGUUGACCCAUACUCUGAGUCUGCUACGAGAGAUACUCACUUCCCAUGAUUCAUCGGUUGUUUCCAUGGAUUCAAGACAAGCUGACUUUGCCAAGAUCAUUGGAUGUGUGUUGGAUCCUCUUCUUCAGAUGUGUUCUCUGUCAGCCAGUAAGCUGAACCCAUCGGACAUGGCUGCGUAUAUGAUCAACUGUCUGUAUGCGAUGCAGACGACGCUAUCACUGUACGAAUAUACGGACCAGAGACUGGAGAUGCUUGAAGCACAAGUUGAUGCUCAUGUAGACACACUAGUCAACGAGCAGGCAUCUUUUGUUUUAACACGAGUUGGUCUCAUUCAGAUCUAUAGUAUUGCACAGCAGCAUGUUACUUCGGAGGGUCCAUUGUCAUCUGUUCAUGGAAUGGAUUCAAGUUCAGUCAGGGAUGGCAUUAAUCGUUUUGAUUCCUACCUUGGUUCCCCCGAUAGCUUCACUCUACCACAGACCAAGCUACUGCAUAGUACAACAGUCAGGGAGAAGAUACAGAAGAGAUCCAUAGCUCUAAUCUGCAGUGCAUAUGAGCUUCUGUAUACAGCCAUCAAUCAUCCUGCUAAUGAUUAUACAGAACCUGGAUCUAUUGCCAAGAGAACACCGGAUCAGAUCAAAUCUUUGGUUUCUUAAAUGAUCACCAGAGGCAAGGGGGGGGGGGGGGGUCAAAAAGAUUAAGUGUCACUUAGUGUUGCACUUUCAUUGCCAGUUGUGUGCAGUAUAAAACCCAUCAUUUCUGCCUUUAAUGGCCCGUAUUCUGAUUUCGCAUUUGAUGUAAGAUCAGGGCCCGGUCUUACAAAGAGUUACGAUUGAUCCGAUCAAUCUCAACUGUAUGGAAAUCCAUCCAUACCAUUUUUUUCUACAGGAAAUUAUCUCAUUCUCCUUAGUAAACAGAUUCAUACUGAAUCUUCAAGAGAAUGAUAAAUUUAUGAAUGUACAUCAAAUCUAGAAAAUAUUUGAACAAACUUACAUUUUAGAUAUUGAUGUUGCUGGCCAUCCAUACUUGUGGUUGAUCGGAUCAACAGCAACUCUUGGUAAGACGGGGCCCAGUUCAGGGGAGCGUUUCAUCAAUAUUUUCUUAUGAAAACUUUCCUUGAUUUUUGAUUGGCUGAGAAGCACUGUUCCUAUGGUAACUGUCGGAUAAAAUAGGACUUGUUGGCCAAAACGUCUGACAAGUCCUUUCAAAGUUUUGUUUAGAUUAUGGAUAGCCAUCUGUGUUAGAAAUCUCAAACAGAAAAAAAGUCAAUAUGACAGCACAUUUGGUGCUCACUUCAUUCGUAAGAGUUUUGGAGUGAUGAAUAAAAUACUUUUCUCCACCGUUAAAGCUAUGAUAAAAAACACAAUGAAUAAAUCAAAGCGUACAAUUUCAGUAAAACAUCGUACAUUUUUUGCUUCCCAUAAUUUUAGCACAGAGUUAGACAGUGGUCUAAGUUAAACCUGAUUACGGAAUAUUGGCCCUUUGUGACACAUCCCCAGUGUGAGCUGCUUUACAGACAUGUAGAAUAACAUAACCCCUGUUUUACAAAGAGUAAUGAUUGAUCCGAUCAACCUCAACUGUAUGGAAAUCCAUCAAUGUGAUAAUUUUUUCAACAGGAAAUUUGCAUAAUGUUCUUUGCAAACAAAGAGAAGCACACUGAAUAUUCAAGAAAGCGAUAGAUGUACGAGUAUUGCUCAUAUCUUGAAAAUAAUUUGAAAAACAUGCAUUUUAAAUGUUAACAUUGCUGGCUUUCCAUAGUUGCGGUUGAGCGGAUCAAUUGCAAUUAUUUGUAAGACGGGGCCCAGGCAGUCGAUUAAACCGGGCCUGGAUCGGUUGCCUAGAGAACCCUUUUAAUAUUGGAUUAAUUUUUUUUUUCCUAGAGAUAUGCAGCCAACACAGCCAGUAAAUAUACUAAGUAUGGAUUUUUUUCCCAAGAUAAUAUUGGGUCAGAUGAACUCUUUAGUUUUCAUGUGUUGAAAUGCAAAUUAAAAAAUCAAGUGCGAGUCCCUACAGACCACCGCACACCUUACGACCCGACUGGUCUACGACUGGCUUGCGACUGAGUGAGGGGAGAUGUGACGUCACAGCUCUUGUCAGCUUGAGAGUCGCAGACCGGUCUGAGACAUGUCGCAAGGAAAAUCGUAAGGAUUUGACAUGUCGAAUCCUUAUGACUGGAUCGCUAGCUCAAUCCAACUUCCAGCCAAUCAGACAGCAGAGUUGCACGACGCGUAUAUGAUAUACAACGCGCAUACGCAGUAGUAAGCGCCAUUUUCUCAGUUGCUAUGGCAAAAAGCAAAAAGGGCAUGCGUGAGUCGCAGACAGCAUGGUAGUCGGAACGCAAGGUGUGCGGUGGCGAGGCUUAUGACUACCUUGCGAUUCAUCUCCCAUCGCUCAGUCGCAGACCAGUCGGGUCGUAAGAUGUGUGGUGGCCUUAAUACGUGCAUUCCAUUGUUUGAAAGUCAAGUUGUAAUCGAUUUAUGGAGUCAUGUUUAAUUUCAACAGUUUUAUUUAAAUUCUUUCAUUAUUGUAUUAGUCCAAUCCAAGCAUCAUGUGUUCAAACAGUAAAUUGCUCCGUUACCUAGUUUCCUUGAAAUUAAUGUACAAAUAUUUCCUUCGGAGACUGUAUAUUUUCAUGGUAUAGUUGUAUUUGAUAAUGUUGGCACCAAUUGACCUUUGACAUCCAAAGGGUUUUCAUGAAGAUUUAUAAAACGGAUAUGAAGGGAAUCACUGCAUUUAUCAAUGUAAUAUGCAAAAUAACCUUACUUGUAUGAGAAUAUUGUUUUUGAAUGUUUCAGUUUUGAUGGUUGGAGUUAAUAUACAUAUAUGAAUUAAUAAUUGGAAAGGAUGAUGAGAUUCUUGUAAAUAAUAUUUAAAGAUGAAAUAAAAUAUUCUCAAAUGA